AAUUAAUCUGACGGCUGGAAAUUGUUAUUUGAGUUCGUAAGCCACCAGGGUUUCUGAUCUGACGGCUAAUCGCACGGCUGGACGUUCCUCUCUUGGUCAAUUGUGGGUCCCCACUUUUCACAAGUAUUUUGGCGUUUCAGAAACACAAAAACGGAGAAGAGAGAUGUCGUAUCGCUCCUUCACCUCUCUCCCCCAAAAUGUCUCGAAAUCUCUUUUCGUUCUUCCUGGUCUUGUAAAGCUGUAGCAGGAGAGGGCGAGAGAGGGAUGAACGACCUGUCCAAUGCAGUUGUGAGAGACCCAGUACCAGGUUUAGCUGUAUACGUUUUGGUUCCGCUGUUGUUGAUCGGUCUAUCUGUUUCUUUAUUCAUACUCAUUGUGGUGCACAACGUGGCCUUCUUCCUCUGUGUGUUGAUUAUCUCGGCCAUCGUCACUUCUUUCAUAGUUUGGAACAGAAUUAACUGGAAUCGCAAAACUGCAAUCUCUCUGUUCCUUCGCGGCUUACCCGACUCUGACCUCGCCCUGGCACAUGAGGGGCAGCUUGUUAAGAUCACUGGGCUAGCAUCAUGUGGGAGUGUCUCCUUGGAAUCUUCUUACGAAAAGGCUGCCAGAUGUAUAUAUACAUCUACUUGUUUGUAUGAAUACAGAGGAUUCAAUUUAAGUCCUGCCAAUUUUAACAAAUCAUGCUUCCGAUGGAGUUUGGCAUAUUGUGAGAGGUUCUGCUCAGACUUCUUCAUAACCGAUCGAAAGUCUGGUAUCAGAGCUGUUGUGAAAGCAGGUUCUGGGUGUAAUGUCAUUCCCUUGAUCGUGGAUAGCAAACUUGUCACUACCACAAGACGUUGCAGAGUUUUAUCUGCUCACAUGAGGAAGUGGUUAGCAUAUAGAAACCUCCGCUCUGAAGGCCGGCUACUACGUCUUGAAGAAGGGUAUGUACGAGAAGGGAGCUCCGUUUCUGUGUUCGGAAUGUUGCGCCGGAAUGACAAUGUUUUGAUGAUUGUUCAGCCACCAGAGAUCAUAUCUACCGGAUGUCUGUGUCAUAAGCUUCUCCUCCCAAGUGAUGUUGAUGGUCUAAUAUUAGGGGUCCCUGAUGUAGCAGCCCAGGUGACCAACACAGGUUCCAUUGAAGGGGAGUGUUAAUGUGACAUUGUCUAACUUAGAGAGAAAUUAUGAAACCCUAUAGAAUCUAAGUUUUAGAUGAUAAACUAAUAUUUUUGAAAUUAAUCCGUAUUUUUGUCCCUAAACCGUAACCGCUAAUAUUUGUAGUAGAAUUUGUGUUGCCUAA
Tripterygium wilfordii is the source of this 1279-nucleotide messenger RNA. RefSeq lists its product as uncharacterized. The record is from RefSeq and is a predicted model, not a curated record. Bases 265 to 1134 code for a protein of 289 amino acids. NCBI's taxonomy places the organism in Eukaryota, Viridiplantae, Streptophyta, Magnoliopsida, Celastrales, Celastraceae. The transcript has 4 exons.